Molecule: messenger RNA, 3857 nt
Organism: Salvelinus fontinalis (brook trout)
Lineage: Eukaryota; Metazoa; Chordata; Actinopteri; Salmoniformes; Salmonidae
Product: protein FAM234B-like
Exons: 13
Coding region: 170-2344 (724 amino acids)
Molecular function (GO): protein binding
Source: RefSeq, a predicted model, not a curated record
UCUAUGCGACUAUUUUUGGUAUGAAAAAACGUUGUAUCCCAGAAUGCACUCGCUACGGUCCCGAAACGUCCACACAGUGUGGCACAAACACGCACACACACAACAGUUCUUUGGCGCCUCCGUGUGAUGAGAGGAUCGAUUCUGCAGCACAGCGCCGUUACAAUUUGCAAUGGCUGCAGCUUUGUCCCGUGCCCUCAAAUUGCCUGGGAAGAAGGGCUCGGAGCUUGGAGAGUAUGACCCCCUCACUCAGGCCGACAGUGAGGACGAGAGCGAGGAGGACGACCUGGUCCUCAACUAUCCCCGCAAUGGCCUGGGGAGGGGCAACUGCAUGGGUACAGGUACCUCAGAGCUGAGAGGGAGCAGAACAGGGAGGCUCGUAGGGGAUGAAGAUGAGGCAGAGGAGGAAGAGGAGGACGAUGAUGAGUGGAGAGAACGGCUCCCGGGAAAAAAGAGGCAGGAGAGAGAGGAAAAGGGCAUGCAGUACUGGAGCCAGAGAGAGACAAACAGGGAUGAGGGAGUAGAGGAUGGAGGGGGGCUUGGGGCCUCUGGUGGCCCUGGAUUGGGUGUCAGUGCCAGUGCUGACCCGGACGGGAAGAAGGCUAAGGUGAGGGGAGCCAUCCGGGCAGCGUUUUUCCUGGUGCCUCUAGUCUGUGCCAUGCUGGUGGUGCUGCUGUGUGCCUUUUUGGUGCCUUGUCAGCAUGGGGAACUGGACAAACGGCCGCAGUGGGAGAAAGAGCUGGGUGAUCAUGUGGGAGGUGUUACCCCACCUCCUCUUGCACUGUGGGAUGUUGACAAUGACUCAGUUGAGGAUGUGCUAAUAGGAGUCACUCAAAAGAGCAACAAUACCCAUCUCUCCAGUUCUGUGGGGAACAACAAAGAGUACAGUGUGGUGGCCCUAUCUGCAUUCAGUGGUGAGGUGCUCUGGAGGAGGGUCCUCAGGGAACCUGUGGAGUCCAUCCAGUGUGGGCUGCAGUACGAAGCCCACCCAUCACCACUGCCAGCAGGGGGCGCUGCCCUCAGAGCCCUCCCCAACAGCGCCAUUCCCCUAUCUGGCCAGAGAGACAGAGCUAGCGGCCCCGUGUGUCUGCUCAUCGAGUCUGCACACCUCACUGCUGUCAACGGCACCACAGGGAAGAAGCUGUGGUCGGUAGCCCCAGGGGAGAUCCAGUCCCAGGCAGUUUCCCUGCCAGAUCUCCAAGGUGACUCUGUUCCUGACUUGCUGAUUGCCACUUUACCUGCUGACCAGGUGUCUGACCUCUCACUGCUCCUGCUGUCUGGGCUGACUGGAGCUCUGCUUGGACAUCCCGUGACCUUUAACCUCACGACCUUUAAUGUCUCUGGAAAGCUGAUUGGUCCCCUGUUUCAUGAGACACAGCUGGGGGCAUAUUACAUUCUAUUUGGACUAGGCACUGUAGAGGCUGUAUCCCUGGGAGAUAUUUACACUCGGGCUACUGGAAAAACACCCAUAUCCCCUGGUCUAAGACUGAAGGACCCCGGCUGGGAGAAGCUUAGAAAAACCAACUCCUCCCUCAUACACAUCUCCAGUGGAACUGAGCAAGUGGAGUUCCUGGUCCCCCUAGUGGCUGGCUUGUGUAACAACCACAACAGCCUGGACUCCAUCUCCAACCUCAACUCCAGCCGCAGUGACUGGGUGCUGGUGUGUGGCAAGCUCUCCAGCAAGCUCUCUUUGCUGAGAGAGAAGAACGCACACACCGAGUGGACUCUUACCUCCUCAGCCAUACACAGUCGUCCAGCACCAGGCCAAUUCAACGAGGAUGGAAUCCCAGAUCUCCUCAUACAGAAGUCUGGGGCCCCUAGAAUGAGAAAAGUUCAGGUGGUUGAUGGAGCCAGUGGGCGUAGUCUGUGGGAGACAGAGUUUAUUUGUCCACGCCUUGACCUGGAAGGUACUUCAAUCAUGACAUCUGCUCAAUCAGCUUUCCUUUUCUGGGCCGGUGACCCUGUCAGACCACCAAAGAACCUCACCAAGACAACUGUGGCACCAGGGGUGGUUCAAACCAUGCCAGUCAUCCGAAAGCUCUUCAUGUUACAUCCUGCAUAUCCCACAAUCCUUCUGGAGCUCGCCAGCACCACAGACACCAUUCUUACUGCUGCAGUGAGUUACCAGGAGCCGCAGAAGGAUGCCUCCUACAUUACUGUGUCCUCCCGGCCUACCUCUGGCCUGGGGCCUGGGUCUCGGGUGAUGAAGAGCAUGAGCCUCAGGGCAGCAAUCACUGCUGGACAGAUUGUGAGGCUGGGAGAGAGCAGCACCGCAGGGGUACCAGUCAGACCUGGAGUAUUUGAGAUAAACAAGUUCUUCAGGCGUCUCACCUUCAAAAACCAUUAGAGAGGAGUUGCUGGUUCUACACGAUCAGAGGGAAACCACUGGCGGGACCAAACCUGUGGAAACACCAUGAUACACAACAAGUGAAGGAGAUUUAUCUCAAGCUGUUUACAUUUCCACUUUUGUCCAAAGUACGAUUUUAAUUUCUAUUAUUACUCAUCUCACUUGCUGAAAAAUAUUUAUUUUGCUGUAUUUGUAUUAUAUGUGUAUAUAUUAUGAGUUGACUUAUUUAUUUAUGACUAGUCCUUUUUAUUGAAUAUUGAAUUUAAUAUAUCAAUGACUAUUUACCCUGUUUGGGGUGUAUGGAAAUCAAAAUAUUUAAGUAAGUACAUAGAAGAAACUUCUGGAGAUCAAGCACAAUGAUUUUAAUGGUGGGGAUGUAGGUGUAAGUUGUCCAUUGCACAAUUGGCACCUCACUCGUUUAGUAUAUUUUUAAUCUACAGAAUGAGAGGCAAUUACCCAGUUAAUUCCUCCAAAUACAUUCAUUCCCCUCUCAUAUCCACUUUUUCAAUUAGGCAAUUGAGGUCUGUGUUCAAGCAGAAUUACCCAGUUAUGUAAAGGGGGAUUGUACAUAUUUUGGCUGUAGGGUAGAGUGGGGUAUGUUGAGCCAUUUUUUACAUUCAGCAUCACUACAUCAAGGAAAAUACAGUAUUCGUUCCAACAUUGAUAUCUACAUAUAUUUCAGGAUGUUGUGUAUCCCUGAAAAUAAUCAGAAUUCAUGUAAACAUUUAAGUUUUGAAACAGCUCAUUCAAAAAAGUGGUUUCUUGGCACACCUUCCCAGGGUAUGCAUAGGGACAGGGUAGGUUGAGCUACCUUGGGGUAAGUGGGUGCUGGUAGGUCAAAGUUUAAUUCAUGGAAUGGGGGUGUGGUAUAUUGUAUAAUUGAAAUGUAUGUCUACAUUCAGAUAUAGAUCACUAUAUUUAAUAUUAUUAACCCUUCCAUUUCUUGACCAGUUGUCAGGGACAGGGAUGUUGUUUCGAUGUGCCAAUUCAUAGGCAAGUUCUCUGCAUGAGGCUACUAAGCCCAUGAAUGCAAAAAAUACUAAUACUAAUGGUGUACUAAGCCCAUGAAACUGGUCUGCGAGAUUCUUGAUAGGUUUAGCAUGCUCAGACUGUCAUCGGUUAAGACCUUGAGUUCCUCUGCUACUUGGUCACAUGAUUAAUGUUGUAUGGUUUCUUAGAAACAAGGGCAGGCGAAACGAACCUUAAGGCUCAACUUACACCACUCUCCACAACAGUAUUUACUGAUAUGCUACUUACUGAAAGGUUUACAUUUCUUUAAUCAAUAACUAUUGUAGUGAUGAUACAUUAUUGCUGAGUGCCAUGUAUGGUAACUGUGCAUUGUAUUGCUAUUGGUACUUGUAAAUAUUGCUGACAUACUGGAAAACAUUUACAGAUCACAUGAAGAAAUAAAUGUACUGCUGCAAUUCUUGCUGCUACAAAUGUAGUGUUUUGUACUACAGCUGUACUACGGAUUCAGCUCCGUUUGCAAUAAAUUAUCAUAAAAACACUGUAA